Molecule: messenger RNA, 1873 nt
Organism: Drosophila rhopaloa
Lineage: Eukaryota; Metazoa; Arthropoda; Insecta; Diptera; Drosophilidae
Exons: 1
Coding region: 377-1717 (446 amino acids)
Molecular function (GO): protein binding
Source: RefSeq, a predicted model, not a curated record
UUCUUCUGGAGCAACAUUGUGAUGUGGGCUGCCAUAAAUCCGAGAAUUGUUAAUUCAGCUGUCAUCUAUCAGCACACAGGUUGCAAAUCAAAUCAAGCGAAGCUCUCUUAUCUAUUUUGGACAGCUUAUCUUGAUGAGCGGACCAACACACCUGCUAAACGCACUUGAAAUACUUUUAGAUGUUGAGAUAUCUCUGAAUUCCCCACACUCGUGAUCCUUGAGAAUCUUUGCUUCGUUCUUGACGUUUCACAAAUUAAUACAAACUUGUGAAACAUUUUUCUGGCUACACACCUUUACCCACAUUGCUCAUUUCCAAUGAAAGCGCUUCCGGAGGAAGCUGUCGGAUUGGUGAAGGCGUCUGCAAGAUUCGAAUGCAAUGCCCCAAGCAGAUGGCACAGAUCCUGAAGACAAUUCUAGUUGCUUCUGUGACUCCAAAGAAACAUCCAAACCUCGCACCUAUGCAUUUAAGGAAGCUGCGGCAGGCGAUGCGGUUGAGGAGGAGAAGGAAAGGAAACAGGAGAGGGACGAUGGCCUAAAGCAUCUGUACAACAAUCCAGCUGGCAACAAUCGUACUCCUUCCUCCGUGUUAGGCAUCCAGGCUGGCGUCUUCAACAACCUGAACGAGCGUACACUGUCCUCAUUGGGCUACUCGUCAGCCAGUACGUUAAAGCCACUGGAAAUCAGUAAAUCACUGGGGGAAAAGACCAAUUUGUACCAUAAACUCGUGGAUCUUGUGAGGCGACGCAUCAAGCCCAACUCGAUUAUCACCAUCGGAAAGAGUCAGCAUCCUGUGCAUCUAAUGGUGCUUCAGAGCUUUUCACGUACGUUUCGUGAUGUCAGUAAUGAGUUGAGCGUGGAUCUGCCCGAGGAGAAAGUGACGCCGCGCUCCUUUAGGCUUAUCUACGACUGGAUGAUUGAGGACACGCCAAUUCUGCCCCGCCUCGGUCUACUGGAGGUUCUCCAGGCUGCCAGUUUUCUGCAGAUUCCGCAGCUGGCCAGCCAGUGCGAGUAUUGUCUGAAGAAUGGCUUCAGGGAGGAGUCUGCGGCGAUGCUGUAUUUGGAGGCUAAGCUCCUUAAACUAGAGCAGAACCAUCGGCACUUACUUGUGCGCAUCUCAAAGUUUUUCCUGACGCUGGUUGCGUCAAAAGAGUUCCUGCGACUGCAGCUUAACCCACUGCUCAUGCUGAUCAUGUCGAGCGAUAUUGGCGUCAAUACGGAGUUGGAGGUCUUCAUGGCAGCCGUUCGCUGGCUUAAUCACCAAUGGCCCCAACGACAGGGAAACAUUACAGUGGUUGCAUCCAGCAUACGUUUCGGUCUGAUCCCGCCGUGGUUGCUCAUCCGUUUGCAGAAGCCCGAUAUCACCGCUGUGGAGGUGAGGAGAAUUGUAACUGAGCCAGAGGUGCGCCAAGCCAUUCAUGACGGCAUUGCCUACACCACCACGCGACUCUUUUUUGGAGCUGAUCGCGAGGCCUUCAAGAACCAUUUGCACAACUCGAGCGCCCAUCCACCGAUUCAGCGGACCUGGAUUUACGACCGGAAGUGUCGCCAUCACCAUCGCUUGCACUGCAAGAUCACACUGGAACUAACCUACGAAACGUUUGUAGAGUACCUAAACUAUCUUCAGAAUCAGAACCGGGACUAUUGGCAUUCUAUAGAAAUUGCGGAGGCCAGCAAUGUGUGUUUCAAUUGCCAGGCCGUUGCCAAAGAGUUGGAAUAACUAAGCCCCUUGAUUGACCUUAGAUGUUAUUUGUAAAAAUUGUGAAAUAUAUCUUGAUACUUAAUUGAAAACCUGCGGAUCUCUGAAAUUUAACAAAUAAUUUAAAUAUGUAAAUGUCGGUGUGAGCUUUGGGGAAAAAAAGGCAUACUGCCGUUA